AUGGCCUUAUCAGUUUUGCAUGGUGGCUGUGGCUUUCCAUUCCUGGGGAAGUCAACUUAUGAUUAUUUGUGUGGUGUUCCUCUUUCAUCUAUAAAUGUUAGUAAGGACGAAGUUCCUAAUGUAGAAGCUAGAGUUUUGUUGGAUAAGAUUGAUACUGCAGGAGACAGCAAUGCAUUGAGGGCUAUCUGCAUGGAGCAUGUUGAUUUAAUAAUUGAUGCAGGUUUUAAUAAACCAAUCAACAGUCUUGAGCUCAGCAAUAAAGAGGAGUUGACUAAAACUAUUAAGAUACAUUAUACCCUCUUGAGGUCCAAAGCUGAGUUAGAUCAACUGACUCGUGGGCUAUCUAUAUUGGAACAAUUGCGGCAAUUAUUUGAGGAUGUUUACUAUUCUCUAGCUGGUAGCUCUGAACGGCAGAAGGAGGAGGCUAUGUACAUGCUAUUCAUUGAUUUCCUAAACAGCUGUGAGACUAACUGUGAAAGUAAUAUUGGUUUGGAGAAAAUACUUUCAUUUUUUACCGGCACUGAAACAAUACCUGCCUUGGGAUUUGAAUGCACUGCAAGUUUGCGAUUCAGUGAUAGUCUAAUGCAUCCCACAGCAUCUAUGUGUGCCCUACAAUUGACACUCCCAACACAAUAUCACGAUGACGAGUCAGCAUUAAAAAAAAAAUAUGAUAUAUGGCAUACUGAAUCAUGGUGGAUUUGGACUUAG
Amphimedon queenslandica is the source of this 708-nucleotide messenger RNA. RefSeq lists its product as uncharacterized. The record is from RefSeq and is a predicted model, not a curated record. The transcript has 4 exons. Lineage: Eukaryota; Metazoa; Porifera; Demospongiae; Haplosclerida; Niphatidae. The coding region runs from base 1 to 708 and encodes 235 amino acids. Gene Ontology annotation, molecular function: ubiquitin-protein transferase activity.